This is a messenger RNA of Amphibalanus amphitrite, 3393 nucleotides long. RefSeq lists its product as uncharacterized. Lineage: Eukaryota; Metazoa; Arthropoda; Thecostraca; Balanomorpha; Balanidae. The transcript has 5 exons. Gene Ontology annotation, biological process: DNA integration. Gene Ontology annotation, molecular function: nucleic acid binding. Bases 1 to 3393 code for a protein of 1130 amino acids. The record is from RefSeq and is a predicted model, not a curated record.
AUGCCUCGUCCUCUGAAGUCCAAUCCCUCCGAGAGCUGCAAGAUCGCCUCCUUGUCCACAUCCGAAGCCUGGCAUCGUUGGACGUCGACGGUGACAGAUGUAGUACAGUGUGUGCUGAGUGUGGUGGGCGACAUAAUGUGGUGUGCUGCUUCAGGAUUCAUGGAGGGGGUGUGCAGCGCUAUCAGGGUUCCAGUCAUCUGCCUGCCUCUGCAGCGCCCGCUCUUGCCUCCUGAUGUCCUCCAGUCCUUCAGCCAUCUGGAGUUGGCUGAUCCUCCGUCCGACAGGCAGCUGUCUGUGGACUUGCUGGUAGGGCUGGACAGCUACUGGGACUUCAUCCGACAAGGUGAGAUCAGGCUGAGCGGGGGACCCGUGGCUCAGGAAACCUCCCUGGGGUGGGUCAUCUCAGGCAAGGUAAGUGGGAAGUCGUCUGGUGGCGUCACCAGUCAGCUGCUAUGUCUCGGAGACAUUCACGAGCACUCUCUUCGCCGGCUGUGGUCUCUCGAGGGCAUCGGCGUCUGUGACUCGGAUGAUGCAGAGCAGGACCAGGUUUUGAAGGAGUUCAGCUCCUCGGUGGUGAAGGCUGAUGGCAGGUAUCAGGUCGCCCUGCCGUGGAAGGCAGGUGCCGCCGAGCACCUGAUGGACAACCGACCCGCCGCCGAGGCGCGUCUGCAGGGUCUGUCGCGCCGCUUGGCGAGGGAUCCGGAGCUUGGGGCAGCAUAUUCUGAGGCGCUGCAGGAAAUGGAGAGCGCGGGCGUCAUUGAGGAGGUGCCCAGUCAUCAGCUGGACGUCUCGCGCCCGACGUUCUAUCUGCCACAUCGCCCUGUCGUUAAAGAGUCUAGCGAGUCGACAAGGGUGAGGCCGGUUUUUGAUGCUUCCGCUGCCGGUCCCAAUGGCGUCUCCCUCAAUGAGUGUCUGGAGGUGGGGCCUUGUCUCAUUCCGUCGUUAGUGGAUGUGCUGCUGAGAUUCAGACGCUGGCAGGUCGCAGUGACUGCAGACAUCUCUAAGGCUUUCCUCCAGCUAAGUCUCAAAGUGGAAGACAGGGACGUCCACAGGUUUCUGUGGGUCCACGAGGGAAGAACACGUGUGAUGCGCUUUCGCAGGGUAACGUUCGGCGUGAGGAGCAGCCCGUUCCUGCUAAACGCUACUAUCCGGCAUCACCUGUCCAAGAGCGCUCCGUCCAGGGCUGUACGUGAGAUGGCCGAGAACUUUUACGUCGACGAUCUGCUGUCUGGGGCCGAUUCCGAGGAGGAGGCUAGCUCGCUGCUUAGUCAGGCUCAGGACGUGAUGGCUGGAGCGGGAAUGACUUUGACAAAGUGUGUCUCCAACAGCGCAGUUGUAUUUGACAAGACUCACGCCGCUAACGGCUCUGGCGAGCGUGAGAGCUCCAAGGUUCUGGGAGUCAUGUGGCGCAGCGGUGAGGACGUGUUCUCGUACGAGGGCCUCACCGUCGCCGCUGAUGUAACGCCGACCAAACGUGUGGUGCUCAGUUGUAUUGCCCGGCUUUUCGACCCGCUGGGGUUCGUGGCUCCGUUUGUGAUGGUGGCCAAGAGUCUGUUCCAAGAGCUUUGGCAACUGGGGCUCGCCUGGGAUCAGGUCAUCCCGGCGGACCGUAGUCAAAUCUUUUCAGAUUGGCUGAGAGGUGUUGACUCGCUGAAGCAGCUGCGGAUACCGCGCUGCUACUCGACUUCCGGCUGGCGACACGGUGAGGGUGUGUCCCUACACGCCUUCGGUGACGCUUCUCCCAGAGGGUACGGAGCGGUUGUGUACCUCCGUACAGCCAGGCCUGAUGGUUCCGGCGAGGUCAGACUGGUGCUGGCAAAGGCGCGGCUCGCGCCGUUGAAGCGAGUGACGGUGCCGCGACUCGAGCUGCUGGGCAGCCUACUGGCAGCUCGCCUCGUCGCUCUCGUGCGCCAGGCACUGAGACUUCCCGAGGACACGGUAAUCAGGUGCUGGUCGGACUCGAUGAUUGCGCUGGGCUGGAUAAGGGGAGAUCCACAGCGCUGGAAGCAGUUUGUGGCCAACAGAGUGCGUUCCAUUCAGAGUCUGACGACUCCGUCCGACUGGGGCCACUGUCCGGGGGAUGAGAACCCUGCUGACUUGACGACUCGAAGGGUGUCGGCUGCGGAACUGCUUGAAUCCGAGCAGUGGUGGAGCGGCCCGAGCUGGUUGGCCUCUCCUCGGGCUCGGCCCGACAGUGGCGAGGCUUGUGACGAGCCGACUGAGUCUGGUCAGGUGACUAGUGUCCCAGUGGAGGUCAGAUCAGAGACAGCGGAGGCCGUUGGCGGCAGCUGUCUGGUGGCUGGUACAGGUGAGCAGCCUGUGUUCUGCACGACCCGCUGGUCGUCUUUAUCGAAGGCGGUCAGAGUCGUGGGCUGGGUGCGCAGAUUUUGUAACAACGCGCGAAACGCGCGUCAGAAGUGCGCCCUUCCCGACCUGUCCUCUGAUGAGGUCGUGUCUGCCCGGCUGGUGCUGCUACGGGAGGAGCAGCGGCUGGCGUUCGCUGCUGAGCUGAAAGCGCUGCAGCAAGCGUACUGGAUAGUGGGUCUGCGCUGCCUCGCUAAGCGAGUCAAGCGCUUCUGUGUUAGUUGUAAGCGGCAGGAUGCUCUAGCCUGCAACAAACCGGCGGCGCCGCUGCCGCGUGACAGAGUGACCCGAGCGCCACCGUUCGCCGUCACAGGGGUGGACUUUGCGGGGCCCAUUUUCGCUGUAGAUUUUCCGCGUCGCAAGUUUUAUGUGUGCCUCUUUACCUGCGCUGUGACGCGCGCGGUUCAUCUUGAGCUCACAGCAUCUUUGUGCCAAGCAGAGUUCUUGAUGGCCCUCAGGCGGUUUGCGGCCCGAAGGGGACUCCCGUCCGUUAUUUACUCCGAUAACGCGCGGACGUUUUGUGGAGCCGACGCGAUGCUGACGCGCUACUUUGGACACCUCGCUCCCAAGUGGAAAUUCAUUGUGCCGCGCUCACCGUGGUGGGGCGGCUGGUGGGAGCGACUGGUUCGCACGGUGAAGGUGGGUCUGCGGAAGUCGUGCGGCUCCAGGUGUCUCUCUCGCACCGAGCUGGAGACGGUGCUCCUUGAGGUUGAGGCCUGCAUCAAUUCCCGACCGCUCACUCCGGUGACCGACUCAUUGGAGGGUGACAGUCCGCUGACGCCCUCCCAUUUUUUGACGGGACGCGGCACAGGCUUUCAGUCGAGAGUGCUCGAGGAUCCGGAGGCAGUGAACGCCAAGAUGCUUUCCGGCGGCGCGGCCAGCUGUGUGCGCCGCUGCGCCUCCCGGGCCGGCUGCAGCGCUCUCUGCUCGACGCUCCAGACGCGCGCCAAGAAGAAGAGUCCCAGCUGCCUGCGGCGCUGUAUGAUGCAGGGUCUGCUGCACCCGGCCCAAUGCCACUCGCUGUGCUGA